AUGCCCUGUCCCGUCUUGCUGAUCUGCGGCUCUCUUCUCCCCUUGGCCGUGCGGGAGCCCCGCAGGCAGGCCUACCGCGCGUCCUCCCUUCUCGAGACGGCGCCAACACCGUCGGGCAUCGGGCUGGAUACGCAGGAAAAGCCCCUCCCCUUGGAGGAGCCGGCCGACGUCGUGCUGGUGGCGGCGGCGGCGGGGCAUGGGACGCACGACGUCAUCGUCGAUGUGUGA
Acanthamoeba castellanii str. Neff is the source of this 228-nucleotide messenger RNA. RefSeq lists its product as uncharacterized. The transcript has 3 exons. The record is from RefSeq and is a predicted model, not a curated record. Bases 1 to 228 code for a protein of 75 amino acids. NCBI's taxonomy places the organism in Eukaryota, Discosea, Longamoebia, Acanthamoebidae.